UUGGAACUUCUCUCUCUCUCUCUGCCAGCUGAGUGCCUGUGGAGAGCUUCCUUCAGGAAUAAAUGUUCUGUAAAGUACAUUUUCGGAGGAGGCGAGGGCAGAUCGGGUUCCUCCCCAUUUUUAGCGCAGACUCGGGUGACCCGGACAAGGAAAGUCCUGGCUGUAAAAGAAGACGAACCCGCACCAAUUUUACUGGCUGGCAGCUCGAGGAGCUGGAAAAGGCGUUUAAUGAAAGUCAUUACCCGGACGUGUUUAUGCGAGAGGCUCUGGCUCUCAGGCUAGACUUGGUGGAGUCCAGAGUGCAGCUCUUGGUUAACUCCCUGGACCCAGCCCUGAUUUCAUUCUGGUUAUUAGACAGCUACCAGUGACUGUCU
Ficedula albicollis (Collared flycatcher) is the source of this 374-nucleotide messenger RNA. It is a transcript of the gene UNCX, whose product is annotated as UNC homeobox. The coding region runs from base 63 to 368 and encodes 101 amino acids. NCBI's taxonomy places the organism in Eukaryota, Metazoa, Chordata, Aves, Passeriformes, Muscicapidae. Gene Ontology annotation, biological process: regulation of gene expression. Gene Ontology annotation, molecular function: sequence-specific double-stranded DNA binding. The record is from RefSeq and is a predicted model, not a curated record. The transcript has 3 exons.